AUGGACGAAUUUAUCAAAAUUGCCUACUCAAUCCAAAAGACUAAAGCCAUGAUCAACGCAAUUUUGGAUUACCUCAAAUCCGGAAACGUCAAUCCUGACGGAACGGUCAGGAAAUUGUACUCCGCUUACACUUUGGAUGAGUUGACUUCCAUGGGCUUGCUUGGAAGAGUGAAGAUCUCAGACUGGAGAAUGGAAAUCUUCACUUUGACUUUCACUCUUUUGUUUGUCAUCUUCUUUAAAGGUGGUGAUUGGUACAACUACAGCAAGGUGUCUGCUUUUCUUACUGGUGUGAAGGACGUCUUUGAAGACAACUUUGCCCAGUUCGGUAUUGGAAAUGGCAAAUUGUAUGUCAAGGAUAGUGCUGAAUCUUACUCCUCCUACGCUUCUGGCCGUGAAAACAUUGAAAAGGUUAACAUUUCUUUCAAGUUGGCCCCAAGACAGAACAUCUUCUUGUGGAUCAUGGAGAGUGGAUUCAGUUUCUUCACUGACUCUGUUCAAGCUCCAAAGGAUAAAGUGGAGAUUGUGGUUACCCCAUCUGGUGACUACGAGAACUUCAUCAGUGCUAUUGUGUCUAAAUUGGGUAUGAGUGACUUCAGAAAGUUCAACUACUUUUUGGCUUUGACCAAGACAAGUGACUCAGAGAAGUUGCCUGAAUCUUUUGUUUUCAUGAGUGAAGCUAACGAAUUCCACGAGAAGACUUUCACUGACAAGUUCGCUUCCACAUUGAACUUGGGCUUGGCUUCAGUCGUGAGAUUCCUUGCUUUCACUGACCAGCCAAACGAAAAGCCAGAGAUUGUCCGUCAUUUGGCUCCUCAGCGUAGGGUUAUUUUGUCCUUGAACUUGCCUACUGGCAAGCAGGAGUUGAAGGAGGUUUCUGACCUUCUUGCUGGUAUCUUUGACGUCAUUGACCAAUUGUCUGAGAAGAAGAUCACUUUCAGACCAGAGGCAGUGAAGAAGGUUGUCAAGAACAGAGAGCUUGAGAUCCAAAAGCUUCUCAAGAUCGAAGAGGAGCUCAAGAAGGAGGCUGAGGCUGAAGAGAAAGCUAAGGUCAAGAGACAAGAGAGAGAAAAGUUCAGAAACUUGUCCAGAGAUGAACAGUUGAAGGCAGAGAAGAAGGCCCAGGACAAGAAACAGAGAAAGGCUCAAAAGAAGAUGAAGGUCAGAGGUUGA
Messenger RNA from Candidozyma haemuli, 1170 nucleotides. RefSeq lists its product as uncharacterized. Gene Ontology annotation, cellular component: endoplasmic reticulum. The record is from RefSeq and is a predicted model, not a curated record. The coding region runs from base 1 to 1170 and encodes 389 amino acids. Gene Ontology annotation, molecular function: calcium ion binding. The transcript has 2 exons. NCBI's taxonomy places the organism in Eukaryota, Fungi, Ascomycota, Pichiomycetes, Serinales, Metschnikowiaceae. Gene Ontology annotation, biological process: endoplasmic reticulum calcium ion homeostasis.